Messenger RNA from Dermacentor andersoni, 1842 nucleotides. Its product is annotated as general transcription factor IIF subunit 1-like. NCBI's taxonomy places the organism in Eukaryota, Metazoa, Arthropoda, Arachnida, Ixodida, Ixodidae. The record is from RefSeq and is a predicted model, not a curated record. Gene Ontology annotation, biological process: positive regulation of transcription elongation by RNA polymerase II; transcription initiation at RNA polymerase II promoter. Gene Ontology annotation, cellular component: transcription factor TFIIF complex; nucleus. Gene Ontology annotation, molecular function: DNA binding; TFIIF-class transcription factor complex binding; RNA polymerase II general transcription initiation factor activity.
GCAGCUGUUGCAGCUUGUCAAUGGCGGCUGCGACAGCAAGUAGUGGCUCACAGAGCUCCAGCAGCAGUAGCAGCAGCAGCCAGGGACAAGAGUUCAUAGUCCGGAUACCAAAGCAAACCAAGAAACGGUAUCAUGUCAUGCGAUUCAAUGCUGCGCACAAACAAGACAUAUCCAAGUGGACGCAGGUUCGCAUGGAGAGGGAGAAUAACAUGAAGGAGUUCAAGCUUGAGGACGACAUGCCGAAAUUUGGGGCGGGCAGCGAGUUUGGUCGGGACCAGAAGGAAGAAGCCCGGCGCAAGAAAUAUGGUAUCAUCAUGAAGAAGUACAACCCCGAUGACCAACCUUGGCUGCUCAGGGUUGGUGGCAAGGGAGGAAAAAGGUUCAAGGCCAUACGCGAGGGAGGCGUUUCUGAAAAUACGUCUUUCUACGUCUUCUGUAAGGCCCCCGACGGUGUCUUUGAAGCUUUUCCCAUUGAGGAGUGGUACAACUUUAACCCUGUGAACCGCUUUAAGGCACUCACUGCUGAAGAAGCAGAAGUGGAAUUUGAGAGGAGAGACAAAGUGAUGAACCACUUCUCCAUCAUGGUUCGCAAGAAGAUGUCCCUCGAAGAAGAAGGAGCCAAAGAGGAGGGAGAGGAGGAAAAAGGAAAGAAGGGGAAGAAGGGCAAAAAGGAGAAGAACAGAGACUUUCAACUCACAGAAAUGGACGACUGGUUGAGUGACUCGGACGGCGAGGGCGACGACGACUCGGACGGCGAGAGAGAUGAUGAUGAUGGUGGUGGCAAGAAGAAGAAGAAGAAGGGUAAAGCUGGAGAAGAUGAUAAGAAGAAAAAGAAAAAGAAGAACCAGUCCGAUGAGGAGGCCAUAGAGGAAAGCGAUGAGGGAGACUUUGAUGACAGGGAAGUGGACUACAUGUCAGAAUCCAGCUCAGAGGAAGAGGAGCCUGCAGACGAGAAGGCGAACCGUGAGCUGAAAGGUGUCGAGGAUGAGGAUGCCCUUAGGGCUGCGGACCAGUCAGACGAAGAGGAGGAAGGCGAGAAGGAGGAGGAGAAGCCCGAGGGAGAGGAGGAGGCCACCAAGGACGAGAAAAGUGCUGAGCCCAAGCCAAAGUCAAAGGCUGACAAGAAAGAGGGUGGCUCUUCUAAGAGCGCAUCAAAGGGCAACUCCUCUGGUGAAUCCAGCUCCGAGUCUUCAGACUCUGACUUCGACGACUCCAAGUUCCAGUCAGCCAUGUUCAUGCAGUCUUCUGCUCGUCAGAAACCAAAGAAGAAGAAUGGCUGCGAGAGUGCGAACAGCAGUCGUGCAAACACACCUACAAAGCACGUGAGUGACGAGAAGAAGGGCAAAGGGCAUGGGAGUGUGGUCCAAGAACCAUGGGACAGUGGCAGCAGCAAAGCUCUCAAGCGCAAAAUCAUGGAAGAAUCUCCAUCUGCUGGAAAAACAGAUGGGUCGGCACCAAAACGUCCGCGUAGUGAAUCAAACCUUCCUUCCACACCUUCCAUGCCUAGCAGCUGGUCAUCAAGCACGGAAGGCAUCACCGAGGAGUCUGUGAGGCGCUACCUACUUCGGAAGCCCAUGACCACAACAGAGCUCCUCCAGAAGUUCAAGUCAAAAAAGACUGGCAUGAGCAGUGAAAAGCUUGUGAACACCAUUGCUCAGAUUCUGAAAAGACUGAACCCUGAAAAGCAGACCAUCAAAGGAAAACUGUACUUGUCUAUAAAACCGUGAGCUGCAAAGGGGCACAUACUGCUUGGCACCUUUGCCGGAGCCCAGCAGUUGAAAGCACAUAGUGUUGUCAUUGUUCAUGAGCUGUUGUGUAAAUAAACAGUUUUUAUACAUCUCA